UUUAGCAGCGCUCCUAACGUCACUUCGCUGCGGUGUACUUGCGUGUGAUGAUAGGGUAAUGGUUGUUUCGCGCAUCUUGAGAGGCGGUUCCAACGUGGAGCGGAGUACUUUCGAUUAGCAGUAGCGUUGCUUCGGCUUAAAUGUGUAGACCUCCGUUCGCCUCGUUAGUAAUGGCGACCAUGGUUCUGUGCGAGCCGUCUACACCGCGAGUCGAAUUGUACGAAACCGACAAGAUGAAUCUUGCGGACGACGCCGUUUCCCCUGGAGAAAGUCCCUCCGUCGAGAGACGACACGACGCCGAAGAAGCUUCUACUGUAGCAACUCCAUCGGGAACGGGCUUUAAGCUUUCGCCGCUUCGCGUCUGCCCGAACGCGCCAAUCAAAUCCAGAACAAAUGUGCCGGACCUUUUCGCGAAACGAAGAAAAAUGUCGCCGGACGCGGCGAAACGGUUGUUCCGCUCUCUUAAUUUUGACGAUGUCGAGGUCCCUCGAUCUCCUUCCUAGGCGGCUUCCUCUCGUGCCGCUGAUGGUGCAGACUGUUGCAGCGAAGCUGAAGCUUCGCUUUCCGCUGCCGCUUCCUUGAGUCGAGGCGACGCUCCUCCCAGCUGACAUGACAUCCUUCACGUUGACGUCCCUCUGACGUGCCUCCGAGGAGAGUCUGACUCAGACGUCCCUCUGGCGUUCCGUUGACGUGCCGCUGACAUGAUGACAUCCGUGACGUCCCUCUCACGUGCCUGAUGUGCCUCUGCCGAGCCUCUGCCGAGCCUCUGACGUGCCCCUGAUGUCCCGUUGACGACUCUGACGAACCCCUGACGAGCCUCUGACGAGCCUCCGAUGUGCCUCUGACGCACCUGGUGCUGGCAAUGUACUAUGAUUAGAGACAUACUGAACCCCUUAAUCUGACUCGUUAGCCCUCACAUCAGGAGACCACUAAAGGCUGCAUCAUGAGGGAGCCAUGGACGCACAGAACGACAUUCAGAGAGGCGUUGCAAUGUGAAGGGACAAGCUGUCUCUUGCUAGAGUAUCGAGCAGUCCUUAGUCUUCUCACCCUUUGUAAAGAAGUUUGUUUCCUCUGAGUAC
Messenger RNA from Closterium sp. NIES-67, 1079 nucleotides. The record is from the annotation of a GenBank genome assembly. Lineage: Eukaryota; Viridiplantae; Streptophyta; Zygnematophyceae; Desmidiales; Closteriaceae.